Messenger RNA from Drepanopeziza brunnea f. sp. 'multigermtubi' MB_m1, 270 nucleotides. The record is from RefSeq and is a predicted model, not a curated record. Lineage: Eukaryota; Fungi; Ascomycota; Leotiomycetes; Helotiales; Drepanopezizaceae.
AUGCCUGGCUGGCUACGCACCCUCGGCCGCAGCGGCUUCACAGCUCGCACCAUGGAAGAGUCUGGUCCUGACAUGUAUGUACGAUCUUGCGAGGUCCUAGCCCUCGAAAUGGCCUGGAGAGUGGAGCGAGCGCUCGGGAUCUUGUCUCCUGAGCAGUUGACGGAGGAUGCCACGGUCCGCAAAGUCCCGCAACAUGCAUCUGCGAGCAAGAGAGAGAGAGAGAGAGAGAGCUUGGACUGGUACGUUGGAAAGGCAAAGAAGCAAGCCUAG